Hyaloperonospora brassicae is the source of this 339-nucleotide messenger RNA. The record is from the annotation of a GenBank genome assembly. NCBI's taxonomy places the organism in Eukaryota, Oomycota, Peronosporomycetes, Peronosporales, Peronosporaceae.
AUGGACCGUAAGCGCCCCGAGCUCCAUGACCCGCGCGUGCCGCGCUUCCCCGUGAUCUACAAAGAGCCGACAUCCGAGCAAGUACGGGAGAACAUGAGCCGAGCCGAUUUUAUCCAGAGUGCUAUCGUCGGCACUGUCUGUUUUCCACUCGGGUACAUUGUCGCUCGCCAACUGGACCGCAGCCUCGCGCGUCCCGGCAUGUGGUUCACGGGGAUAUUGGGUGCAGCAGGUAGCGUCGCGCUGGGCUUUCACAACUCGUCACUGCGUCUGCAGGGCUUCGGGCGCAAUGACGAAGAGGUGGCACGUUACGGGCCGCCAUCGACACAGCAGCAGCCAUAG